This is a messenger RNA of Macadamia integrifolia, 1851 nucleotides long. RefSeq names its product cyclin-dependent kinase D-1-like. Gene Ontology annotation, molecular function: RNA polymerase II CTD heptapeptide repeat kinase activity; ATP binding; cyclin-dependent protein serine/threonine kinase activity. Lineage: Eukaryota; Viridiplantae; Streptophyta; Magnoliopsida; Proteales; Proteaceae. The transcript is spliced from 6 exons. Gene Ontology annotation, biological process: protein phosphorylation; positive regulation of transcription by RNA polymerase II. Bases 146 to 1219 code for a protein of 357 amino acids. Gene Ontology annotation, cellular component: nucleus; transcription factor TFIIH holo complex; cytoplasm. The record is from RefSeq and is a predicted model, not a curated record.
GCUUGUACCAUACUGGCAUAGUUUGUUUUCCAUUUUCGGCGAAAGGUUCAUCUUCAUGUGACCGUUGAUGGAGAAUUCCAAUUCCAAAGAUGCUUGAGAGAGUCUCCAUCUUCAGUCAUCCGAGAGAACAAUAUCGUCACCAACAAUGUCAGAUAUCGAUCACUUGCUGUCGAAGAGCGCUGCAGAUCGAUACCUCAAGCGGGAAGUCCUUGGAGAGGGAACCUAUGGAGUUGUCUACAAGGCACUUGAUACUAAGACAGGACAGAUUGUUGCCAUUAAAAGAAUUCGAUUGGGGAAAUACAAGGAAGGUGUGAAUUUUACUGCACUGAGGGAAAUUAAACUGCUUAAAGAGAUCAAUGAUCCGAACAUAAUCGAGCUCAUAGACACUUUCACUCACAAGGGAAAUUUGCAUCUUGUAUUUGCAUUCAUGGAAAGUGAUCUGGAAGCCGUUAUUCGGGACAGAAAUAUUGUUCUUUCUCCUGCCGAUACGAAGUCCUACCUCCAGAUGACAUUGAAGGGUCUGGCAUAUUGUCAUAAAAAAUGGGUCUUGCACAGGGAUAUGAAACCAAAUAACUUAUUGAUUGCGGCUGAUGGUCAGCUUAAGCUAGCGGAUUUUGGUUUAGCACGUAUAUUUGGGAGCCCAGAUCGCAGAUUCACUCAUCAGGUUUUUGCCCGAUGGUAUAGAGCACCUGAAUUGCUGUUUGGAGCUAAGCAAUAUGGAUCUGGGGUUGAUGUUUGGGCCACUGGAUGUAUAUUUGCUGAACUUCUCCUCCGUCGACCUUUUUUACAGGGUUCAAGUGAUAUUGACCAGUUAGGAAAGAUCUUUGCAGCUUUUGGUACUCCAACACCAUCCCAGUGGCCUGACAUGGUUUUUCUUCCUGAAUACGUGGAAUACCAAUUCGUUCCUCCACCUCCAUUGCGUUCAUUGUUUCCGAUGGCUAGUGAUGAUGCUUUAGAUCUUCUGUCAAAGAUGUUCACCUAUGAUCCUAGAGCAAGGAUUUCUGCACAAGCAGCACUAGAGCACAGGUACUUUUCAUCUGUACCGGCUCCGACAAAACCUGCUUUGCUUCCAAGGCCUCCCCCCAAGGGGGAUAGUCUCAAUUCAAAGCCUUCUGAUUUUAAUAUGGAAAGCGGCCCUGUUGUGUUGUCGCCACCUAGAAAGUUGAGGAGAGUGCUGCCACAACGAGAGGGGGGCGAUGGGAAUACAAGCAGGAGCUAAAAUAUACCUAUAGCAUUAAAGCUGGCAUUUUUGGAUGAGAAUACCUUGUAUGAUACUUAGCAGCUGGUAAAGCCUAUCCACUUGUAAUCAACUUUUUUAUGUUGCGUUUCAUUGCAAAGUGUGGUCAUUCGACAAGUUGCACAGGCCAAUUAAGGUUACUUAUUGGAUAGGUUAGAGAAUCAAAUGGACUGUGUUUCUUAGCCUGUUGCUCCAUCCUAUGUUCUUCACGUCACUUCGAGUAUUCAAGCUGCGAUAGCACUUGAGCCUCUCAAUGGACCCUACUCAAUGCGUUCAUACUGAUAAUACACUUGCUAUUUCAGAAUCAUUCAAAUACAGAGCCUCGCAAAUUUGGUGCCCGAUGUCUGACUUCUCCAAUGUAGAGCAAUAAUGGCAAGCUGGAUAGUGGAGACCAGUAACAAUUCCUGCAUCGCUGAAGAUGACUCAAAAGUGGAUGCCAUGAAUCAUUUUGGCAGGACAAUAGAGAUUUUGAUAUUUUUUGUUAUCUUACCUUUUUUUCUCCACGGAUUAUAAUGUAUACUGAAGCAACCAGAACUGAACAUCAAUUAUAUGGAACCUGUUUCCAUGAGAUAUACCAGAAAACAAAUUGAAGGAUUAUCUACUUUUUUGGUAAA